This is a messenger RNA of Mirounga angustirostris (Northern elephant seal), 1827 nucleotides long. It is a transcript of the gene PLCZ1, whose product is annotated as phospholipase C zeta 1. NCBI's taxonomy places the organism in Eukaryota, Metazoa, Chordata, Mammalia, Carnivora, Phocidae. Gene Ontology annotation, biological process: phosphatidylinositol-mediated signaling; release of sequestered calcium ion into cytosol; lipid metabolic process. Gene Ontology annotation, molecular function: phosphatidylinositol-4,5-bisphosphate phospholipase C activity. The record is from RefSeq and is a predicted model, not a curated record. Gene Ontology annotation, cellular component: nucleus. The transcript has 13 exons.
CGUACAUGGUUUUUGUCAAAGAUUCGGGAUGAAUUUAAAGGUGGAAAAAUUAACGUAGAAAAAACUUACAGAUUACUUGAAAAAUUAGAUAUUCCGUGCAAUUAUAUUCAUGUGAAAUCUGUUUUCAAGGAUAAUGACAGGCUGAAGCAAGGAAGAAUCACCAUAGAAGAAUUUAGAUCAAUUUAUCGAAUUAUUGCACACAGAGAAGAAAUUAUUGAGAUUUUCAACACAUAUUCUGGAAACCAGAGAUUUCUUUUUGAAAAAAACCUGCUUCAAUUUUUGAUACAAGAACAGUAUGCACUUGACAUGACCACAAAUAUUGCUUUUGAGAUCAUUCAAAAGUAUGAGCCUAUUGAAGAAGUUAAGAGAGCACACCAGAUGUCAUUUGAAGGUUUUAUAAGAUACAUGGGUUCACCUGAAUGUCAAAUACUUAAAACUGAUUGUGGAAAAGUUUAUCAAGAUAUGAAUCAUCCAUUAAAUGAUUAUUUUAUUUCAAGUUCACAUAAUACAUACUUGGUAUCUGACCAGUUACUGGGACCAAGUGACCUUUGGGGAUAUGUAAGUGCCCUUGUGAAAGGAUGUCGCUGUCUGGAAAUUGACUGCUGGGAUGGAUCACGAAAUGAACCUGUUGUAUACCACGGUUAUACACUCACCAGCAAGCUUCUGUUUAAAACUGUCAUCCAAUCGAUACAGAAAUAUGCAUUCAUGACAUCUGACUACCCAGUGGUGCUCUCUUUAGAAAACCACUGCUCACCUUCCCAACAAGAAGUGAUAGCAGACAUUUUGCAGUCUGUUUUUGGAGAUGCCUUGCUUUCUGAUAUGCUUGAUGAUUAUCCAGACAAACUACCUUCACCAAAGGCAUUAAAAUUCAAAAUAUUAGUUAGAAACAAGAAAAUAGGAUCCUUAAGGGAAACCCGUGAAAGAAAAGGUUCUGAUAAGCAUGAAGAUGAUUCACAGAAGGAAGCAGGGGCAAUUAAUGCAGCUGGAUUACCACUUUUCAGGAGAAGGAGGGUGAGAUAGGUAAAAGUGGCUAUGGCCUUAUCUGAUCUUGUCAUUUAUACCAAAGCCGAGAAGUUCAUAAGCUUUCAGCAUUCAAGACUAUAUCAGCAAUUUAAUGAGAGUAAUUCUAUUGGGGAGUCAGAAGCCCGAAAACUUUCAAAGUUGAAAGGCCACGAGUUUAUUCUUCACACCAGCAAGUUCAUUACCAGAAUUUAUCCCAAAGCAGCAAGAGCAGACUCCUCUAAUUUUAAUCCUCAAGAAUUUUGGAAUAUAGGUUGUCAAAUGGUGGCCUUAAACUUCCAGACCCCUGGUCUGCCUAUGGAUCUUCAAAAUGGGAAAUUUUUGGAUAAUGGUUGUUCUGGAUAUAUUUUGAAACCACAUUUCCUAAGAGAUAUUAAAACAGAGUUUAAUCCAAAUGAAACACCAAAAGACAUUGAUCCAGUUACACUUACGAUAAGGCUCAUCAGUGGUAUCCAGUUACCUCCCAGUAACCAUUCAUCAUCUAACAAAGCUGACACACUAGUGGUUCUAGAAAUUUUUGGUGUUCCAAAUGAUCAUGUGAAACGGCAGACUCGUGUAAUUAAAAGAAAUGCUUUUUGUCCAAGAUGGAAUGAAACAUUCACAUUCAUUAUUCAGGUGCCAGAAUUGGCUUUGAUACGUUUUGUUGUUGAAAAUCAAGGUUUAAUAACCGGAAAUGAAUUUCUUGGCCAAUAUACUUUACCAGUUCUAUGCAUGAACAAAGGUUACCGUCGUGUUCCUUUGUUUUCCAAAAUGGGUGAGAGUCUUGAGCCUGCUGCACUGUUUAUUUAUGUGUGGUACGUCAGAUAG